Molecule: messenger RNA, 1452 nt
Organism: Aspergillus niger
Lineage: Eukaryota; Fungi; Ascomycota; Eurotiomycetes; Eurotiales; Aspergillaceae
Exons: 5
Coding region: 1-1452 (483 amino acids)
Cellular component (GO): Set1C/COMPASS complex
Molecular function (GO): protein binding
Source: RefSeq, a predicted model, not a curated record
AUGAAUUUGUCUCUUGUCGAUCCCUUUGUCCUCGCUCAGGAUUAUCCAGACACAUUAACGGAGAAGCUGAGAAGUGGACAUGCGACUUGUCUACGGUUUAAUCGCAAGGGAGACUAUCUUGCGUCUGGACGGGUUGAUGGAACAGUAGUCAUCUUUGAUGUGGAAACCAACGGGGUUGCGCGAAAGCUACGAGGUCAUACCAGGCAGAUUCAGUCACUGAGUUGGUCAAGAGACGGUCGUUAUCUUCUGAGUUCUUCUCAGGACUGGAAAUGUAUUCUAUGGGAUUUGAAAGAUGGCUCCCGAGUCCGCACCGUCCGCUUCGAAGCACCUGUUUAUAUCGCAGAACUACACCCUUAUAACCACUUGCUCUUUGUAGCGUCUCUCUUCGAAGAUCAGCCUGUCCUCGUUGAUGUUUCUCUACCCAAGCCCGUCAAGCGAAUCCUUCCAUCCGCUCCGUUCCGUCCUCCGCCUCCGAAGAACGAAGAAAUCGACCCCGCCGUAGCUGCAAAACAAGCAGCUCAAGAUGCGAAACAUUCCACGUGCGUUACGAUCUUCACUGCUCUAGGAAACCAUAUCAUAGCAGGUACAUCUAAGGGUUGGAUCAAUAUUAUUGAGACACAAACCUGUACCACAAUACAUUCCACUCGGCUCUGCAAUGGUGUGGUGAUCUUACUCCGCUUAGCGAGUAACGGUCGGGAUCUACUAGUCAACAGCUCUGAUCGUGUCAUACGCACGAUCCUCAUGCCAGAUCUCUCACAACUGGGUAUCGAUCUGGAGCCUACCAACAUCAAACUCCAAGUGGAACAUAAGUUCCAAGAUGUGGUGAACCGUUUAAGCUGGAACCAUGUAGCAUUUUCUUCCACUGGGGAAUUUGUUACUGCGUCCACGUUCAUGAACCCUGACAUUUAUGUCUGGGAGCGAAGCCACGGCUCCCUGGUCAAGAUUUUGGAAGGCCCGCGCGAAGAACUAGGAGUGGUCGAGUGGCACCCCAGCCGCCCGAUGGUGGUUGCCUGCGGCCUAGAAUCUGGGUGCAUCUAUACGUGGUCGAUCGUAACGCCGCAGAAAUGGUCAGCCCUAGCCCCUGACUUCGGCGAAGUUGAAGAGAACGUCGAGUAUGUCGAGCGCGAAGAUGAAUUCGAUAUCCACCCGGCAGAGGAAAUCCACCAGCGCCGUCUAGACCAGGAAGACGAAGUCCCCGACGUUCUCACAAUCGAACUGAACAAAGACGGUGCGGAUGAGGAUAUCGUUGCCUCAUUCCGCAUGCCUGUCCUUCUUGAUAUUUCGGACAGUGAAAGCGAGGAUGAUAUCAUCGCUGUUGGGCCCGGGACGAUGAGGAGGCGUAGUCCAGGCGCAGCUCGUGACCGAACGAAUGCCAAUGGGGAUGGGGAGAAGGACAGUGUAAAUGGCGGUAGGAACGGCAGCACACGAGGUCAAAAGGGCCGGCGGCGUUGA